AUGGCCACCGAGAUGAAGCAAGGAACGGCGAACUGCAGAGGUCCUGUCCUCACCUUCCCCGUAGGAAGCCGAAGUACAGCCAGCAGCGUCGCCACCAGCACCGAUCAUGGCCGGUACAAACCAAAUCCUGAAGCCCCUUCCUUCCUCCGCUUUGCUCUUGCUGCUAACCGCGUCUUUGCUUGUGUAUGGUUGCGAUGGGCGGCGGCGCGGGAAGACUACGAGCAGGAGCAGGAGAUGGAGGUGGAGGCGCUGCAGGCCAUCCUCAUGGAUGACAUCAAGGAGAUCGACCCAAGUGAGAGUGGGAUCGCCACCACCGCCAGGUGCUUCCAGAUCCUACUCUCUCCUCAGGAUGAUGAUUUUGACGAGUCAGCUUCUGUCCCAGUUCAACUAGCCCUGAUUUUUGCGCACACUGAGAAGUACCCUGAUGAACCUCCGCUACUGAAUGUCAAAAGUGUACGAGGGAUUAAACCACAUGAUCUUGCAUCCCUGAAGGAAAAGCUUGAGCAAGAGGCAACGGAGAAUCUUGGCAUGGCUAUGGUCUACACUCUUGUUUCAUCAGCCAAAGAGUGGCUAAGUGAGAAAUAUGGUCAGAAUGGUGGUGAUGAGGAACCUGAAGAAACUGAAGCGGAAGAAGAGGAGGUUAUUAUACCACAUGGUGAAGCUGUUACUGUAGAGAGCUUUCUGGCUUGGAGAGAACGUUUUGAAGCUGAGUUGGCCUUACAGCGUGCUAAACUUAUGCCAGAUUCAGCUCUUACAGCCCCAAAGGAAAAGAAACUCACAGGACGGCAGUAUUUUGAAAGUGGAAGGCAUGCAGUGAAAGGAGCAAGCACAGUUGCUGAUGAAGAUGAAGAAGAGGAGGAAGACACUGAAUUCGAUGAUGAUUUUGAAGACGAUGAAGAGGACAUGCUUGAGCAUUAUUUAGCCGAACAAUCAGGGAAGUCAACAGCUUAA
This is a messenger RNA of Miscanthus lutarioriparius, 951 nucleotides long. The record is from the annotation of a GenBank genome assembly. Lineage: Eukaryota; Viridiplantae; Streptophyta; Magnoliopsida; Poales; Poaceae.